This is a messenger RNA of Durusdinium trenchii, 1032 nucleotides long. NCBI's taxonomy places the organism in Eukaryota, Dinophyceae, Suessiales, Symbiodiniaceae. The record is from the annotation of a GenBank genome assembly.
GCAGGAACUGAAGAUCCUCCUCCGUCUCGCCCGACCGGUGCCAUGCCUGUCAUUGAGGGUUUGGGACGACUUCUGGUGCCAGAGGCUGACGCCACCUAUGCCACACCAACACAGGACUCACCAGCGAAGGUGGGCCACGUGGCCUCGCUGAUCGACACCUGGCAGAACAGCCCCAUGAGCGAAGCCUUCUCGCCGAUGGGCGCACGCAGGACCCAGAAGCUUUUCGUCGACGGCCGCAUCAAAGUGGAAGACAUCUUAGACUUGGCUGAGAGGCUGGCACGUGUGGAGACCCAGCAGCGCAUCCUCCACGAGUCCCUGGCAGGGAUCGAGAGGGGAGGAGCGCUGAACCGCUGCGAGGAGCAGGAGGUGAAUGGAAGCACUUUGAAGCUUCGUUUGGAGGCCUUGGAGGAGCAACUCAGCCGAGCAGACGCUGCACGCGAAGCGGCAGCGCCUCCUGUGGUCGAACCUGCAAUUCCACCUGCUGUGGAAGCUGCCUGUGCGCAGACGGUGGAGCUGGGCAGACGCAUGGAGGAGCAGGAGGUGAAUGGAAGCGCUUUGAAGCUUCGUUUGGAGGCCUUGGAGGAGCAACUCUGCCGAGAUUUGGUCGUGCAGAACGGAAGCUUGGAGAUGCUUCAAACGCAGCUGGGUAGCCUUCAUGAGCAGCUUCCCAGGACCGUGGCGGCUCGCUUGGAGGAGCGAUUCAAUUUGGAGCUUCCCAAGGCGCGGCAGAGCACCACCCAGCAGAUCGCACGAGAGGUGCGGGAGGCGGUGCGGGGCGAGUAUCAGCGCUUGGUGUGGCAGCUCGCAGGGCCCGAGCCACGCGAGGUCCUGACCACCAGAUCACCCAGCUUGGAGAAGGCACAACUGGAGCCUCCACCGAAACCUGCUGAGCCGCGCCCGGGCGCUUGAUGCUGUCAGUUUCUCCGGUGGCCACUUGUGGCUGCGCUGGGUGUGUACCCGCAAGACCCAUGAAAGAGACCUAGCUGAGUGAAAGUUGAAGAUGCGCCACACGGAGCUGGGCCGGAUGCGAAG